Messenger RNA from Oldenlandia corymbosa var. corymbosa, 2754 nucleotides. NCBI's taxonomy places the organism in Eukaryota, Viridiplantae, Streptophyta, Magnoliopsida, Gentianales, Rubiaceae. The record is from the annotation of a GenBank genome assembly.
AAUGGAAAGAGCUUGUGCAAUUUUUUUCCCCAAGAAAAAAAGAAACUUAUCGCGAUUGAAUAAUGUGUGUUUGAUGUUUUCUUUUUAAUGAGACGUUAACAGGUGUAUUUUAUUUUGUUGAAAUUUGAAACUUGAAAAUAUUAAAAAUUGUUUUUAAAAUGUCAGAAAAUAUGUCUUGAUAAUUAAAAUUAAAAAAAGUUGAUCCAAGUGUAAUUAGGGUUCUCUUUUUCUCGCCCUAUUUAAUGAAGGAAAAGGAAAAGGAUAAAACUAUAUAAGAAAAAAUAUCUUCUAUCGAACCCACCAAAAUUUGUUCUGCUUUAAUUACAAGCAGGGAAUCAUUCGUUGAAAAGAAUUUCUUUCAUAUUCUUUGUGGGGUUUUUGGUUGGUUUUUAUUCAUUGAAAAGAAUUCCAGUUAAUAAUUUUCAGAGUCACACAGCUUUUCACCAAGCAAGCGGGAUGGGUAGAGGAAAGUUCAAGGGAAAACCCACCGGUCGCCGUCAGUUUUCCACUCCGGAAGAGAUGUGUACGUUUCUUCUAGCUCCUUACUUAUGUACUCGUCUGGGUUUUGUUGCGUAUUAGCUAAAUUUAUUACCUGCGUGGUUAUCUAAGCUGGUUGAAUUUCAUGAGGUUCGUAGAUAAUUGUAAAACCGGAUCUCUCAUGUUUUUGUUGGAUCUUUUGUUGCUUUGGAUUUACCAGUUUGGUCCGAUUUUGUCGUGUUUUGGGAUCUCUUUGUUGAUUUGUGCUGAUUUUUUUGAGAUGUAUUAACGUUUUAUAGCCUUCUACAAUUUUAUUUUAAUUAAAAAGAACCAUUCUUUAGUUUUGCUUGGAGAAAGUUAUAUGGUAAUUUUGCAAGCACAACCCGUUGUUUGGGAUCUCUUAAGAAUUUAUUAGCAUUUAGUGGGCUGUCUAUCCUUUCAGCUUGAGAACAUCACUUUUUGAAUCUGCUAUUCGAAAGGUUAUAGGGAGCAAUUGACUUCGUUUGAUGAUCUUUCUUAUGAGAAGAAAUUGUCUUUGUUUGAUGAUCUUUCUUAUGGCUGCCUUACUGUUUUCUGGUUCCUGAGAAGUAUUUGAUUUUCAUGUAAUGGAUUGAUAAAAUAACGUUUCCCUUUGUAGUGUUUUCCCUAAUAACAUGCUUUUAUAGAAAGCCCCUUAUUCUUGCAUUUUAAGUUUUGCCGUUGAAAUUGAAGAAUUGUUUUAUUAAUGUUUGUUUUCUUAUUUGCAAUUUCACAGUGGCUGGCACCUCUAGUCGUCCUCGCACAUUUAAAAAGGUAGCUCCUUCUUGCUUAUAAUACUCUUAUGGGUAUAGUAUUAUUUUAUGCAUUUUCAUUAGAAUCUUUGUCUAAAUUCUAUCUCCUUACGAAGUUAGUUGCUACAUUUUGAAACUGUGGGCAUGUAUUCCUGAAUGCGGUUGAUUUCUGAAUUUUCCUUUUGCAAAAGGGUGGGGUCUACUAUGGCUACCGUUCUAAGAACGGUGAUAUGCAUGUGAGGUUAUGAUCCCCAACUCUUUGUUAUAUCAGUUUCGGAAAUCUAAUGAAUCCAGAUUUAUUUGGUGAAGAUUAGUUUCCAGUUGCUCAAUUAUCUGUUUUCUGGUGCGACUUUUAAUGAUGAUGCUUUUCUGCCACUGCUUGCUUUGAGUUUCUUCAAGGCAGUAUCUUAUAUUCACAUUUCUGUUAGUCAUUAGUAAACUGUGUCUAACUAAGUCAACUCUUAAUGCAUCAGGAAGAAGCUGAAGUUGAAGAAGACGAGAGAUCAGAAGAAGAGUCGGAGGAGGAAUCAGAGGAUGAACUUGAAAAAAGCAAAGGAACUGAGGGAGUGAUUAAGAUUGAGAAUCCAAAUUUGGUCAAGCCAAAGAAUGUGAAAGCUAAAAAUGUUGAUCUGGAGAAAACAACCGAACUCUCUCGCCGAGAAAGAGAAGAAAUAGAGAAACAGAGAGCCCAUGAAAGGUAUAUGAAGCUCCAAGAAGAAGGAAAAACAGAGCAAGCGAGGAAAGAUUUAGAACGGUUGGCACUUAUACGACAACAGAGAGCCGAGGCUGCUAAAAAGCGUGAAGAGGAGAAAGCUGCCAAAGAACAGAAGAAGCUGGAAGCUCGCAAAUGAUCUUGAUGGGUAGCAAUAUCCUGUCAUGUUGUAGCUCUCCGAAAUCAAAGACGACUAGUCAUAUGUUUAGGCCGAUUGGAACCUAAUAUUUUUCAAUAUUCUGUGAAAGUUUGAUUUUUGUCUUUACAUUAGGAUAAUACCUCAAGAAACGUUUCCUUUAGUGUUAUUUUAUAGCAUAUAAUUAUAUCUUGGCCUGAUGAUUAGCAGAGUAGGGUGAGUUCCAUAAAUUUGAUAUCUGGUUGUGUGAGUUAUAGCAAAUUCUUUCACGAGAUGACUGCAAACUGGAAACUUGAUCACACACUAGUUCUUUUUGUUCGAACUUUUAACUCUGUUAGCUGAAGGAAUUUUUAUAACUCCCGAUUCACAAAUUUCAGUCCAUCCGUCGGGGCUUUCACCAUCUUAAGCCUUGUGGAUCUCUACCUAUUUUAUUUUCAGAAAUAAUUGGGAGAGUGCAAUGAACGAAGGAAUUGAAACCUCCGGUUACCAUUAUGCCGUAAUAAGCACUAAGCACUUCUAUUUCCAACGUUAUUAAUUUUUAUUAUCUCUUUCGAAUGAAAAUCAAUAUUACUCUCUCUCUAGAAAAACGGUACUCCUUUCUUCCGGUCCUUAAUAUAAAACAUUUUGAUUUCGUCCUAGGUUUCACUUAGUACGCAUUU